AUGUUUGAAAAACAGCCUUAUGAUAGUCCGCCCGUGUACACCCCACCAUCCAACAAUGGCUACGGAGCACCAGGUAGCUUCAAUGCUCCACUCAGUGAUUACAACGCUUACCCACCUCCCCCAGGAUCUUACUACAUUGAGGAAAAACCACAGCACUUCCACAAAUGGUUGUCGCCUCCGGGGAUCGUCAAGGCCAUGAUGGCCACUGUCAUCAUUCUGUGUGUGGCCAUAUUUGCCUGCGUGGCCUCCACUCUCAUGUGGGACUUGCAGUAUGCGAAUGGAUUGGGCUAUGGUUAUGGAUCUGGCUACAGUGGCGGGUAUGGCGUAGGCAGCUAUGGCUCAGGAUACGGCGGCUAUGGCGGUUACGGAAACUACCAGGGCUCCUACGUAUCUCCCUACUCGGCCAAAACAACCAUGAUUGCCAUGGUCGCUAUUAACUUCAUUGCUGCACUGGCUUUCUUCAUCGCCAGUUUCUCAAAGACCCCCGCCAUACGCAGCAGGAAGUACUUUCUGAUCGUCCUGAUUGCCAGUAUCAUCAUGGCUGUCCUACAGGGCAUCAUAAAUAUUGUAUAUGUAGUGGGAGUAAAUCCAAUGGCCCAGGGAACGUCCAAUGUCAUGUACAACCCCAUGCUCAUGAUGUGCCAGAGCCUCUAUCAGACAGGCUAUUCCCAGAUGGGAGGGGUUGGAGGCUUUCCCAUUUACAACCAGUACCUUUACCAUUACUGUUUUGUGGACCCUCAAGAGGGAGUCGCCAUGGUGUGUGGAUUCCUGAUUGUCAUCGCCUUAGCUGUCGCUGCUUUCUACGCACACAAAACAAGAGGCAAGAUCUGGCGUUACGGCAAACCCAACAUCUUCUGGGAUCAGCCUCUGGUUGGCGGGAAGGCAUCAGAGGGCAGAGAUGUGGAGGAGUGGGUGAACAAUGUGGAGGAAAGCCGUAGUGUUCAGGACGCACCAACCCUACUGGUGUCCGAGAAAGGAGGGGGCCUGCUCAACGCCUCGGCAAACAGUGUCAUCUCUUUUCCCCCGGCCCAGGUGGACGGCCGCUCUAUGGAUGGGGACAACUACGACAACAAUGAGUAUUCUGAUCGAACCACCUCUCGACCGUCAGACGUUUUCUCCCACGGUGGGAGGACCAGCUCCAGUCCAUCAGAUGAGACUAGUGCGCUUCGUAAACCCUCCGCCAACAGGGGCAAACGACGAAGACGAAACCCCGACGUGGACGAAUCUCAGUACGAGACGGAGUACACCACAGGAGGCGAGACGGGCAACGAACUCGAUAUGGAAGAGUGGGAGAGCAUGUACCCCGAGAUCACGUCUGAUCAACAACGUCAUGACUAUAAAUCUGAGUUUGAUGCUGACCUAAAGGAGUACAAGCGAAUGUGUGCAGACAUGGACGACGUCAAUGAUCAGAUUAACAAACUCAGCAGGCAGUUGGACACACUGGAUGAAUCCUCCGUUAAAUACCAGGGUGUAGCUGAUGAAUAUAAUCGACUGAAAGACUUCAAGCGGACGGCAGAAUACCAGUCGAAGAAGGGAGAGUGUCGCAGGCUGAGGCACAAACUGUUCCAUAUCAAGCGCAUGGUGAAGAACUAUGACAAAAGCAACUCUUAG
Messenger RNA from Nerophis lumbriciformis (worm pipefish), 1611 nucleotides. NCBI's taxonomy places the organism in Eukaryota, Metazoa, Chordata, Actinopteri, Syngnathiformes, Syngnathidae. The record is from RefSeq and is a predicted model, not a curated record.